UAUAUCACAGUCUAUUAUUAUAGAAAAAUACGUCGGCGAAAUCCACAAAUCUUAUUGACCAUCGUAACUUCGGUGGCUCUUGUCUUUGUUUGAAAUAGAAGCGGAGUAACAUAAGAAAGUAUACGAGAGAAAAGCAAAGGGAAUUAGCGGGAUCGGUAUACCACGAACACAUUUAAUAACUAUAAUAACUUUCUCUUUCCAUUUUUUUGCGUUCUGCAGAUGUCAACGUUUUUGCCAAGAUAUUGCACAUAUUUUUUGUCUGAUGGAUAUAGACAAAACUGCUCUUCGGGACAGAAAUGCACAGUUCUAAAAGCCAUUAUCUGUCAUUGUGCAAACCAAAGUGUUCAUUAAUUCAGAGAAGAAAUGAACAUAAUCGUAUCUUUUUUCUCAUCGGUAGAGAGCUAUAAGCUUGCAUUACCUAAUGCGAUGAGAACGCUCGAGACGUAAUUACGAUUGAUUCACGUUCUAAGUACCUUACGUUUUAGAGUUUCUCCGUUGCGAUUAUUUAAUGUUUUAACCAUCAUGUGGAACAUAUCGGUGCACGUAAAUGCUUUUCGCGCACUGACGUCUCCGUAGUCGUUGAUUUUUAACGUUCGGCAGUUAACGAAGAACGAUGACGCGUGCGAAUACUAUCAGUCGCUCCGUUGAGAUUGGUCUCCGUUUCAUCGGCAUGUGGCCGGACUCGGCAUAUCCAAAUCUCUAUUGGUUUAGCUACAUGACAACGGUAGUAAUAGUGCAAUAUUAUCAGUACGCGUACAUAUUCGCACACUUUGACUUGAACGAUCUUUGGCUCCUCAUGGACUGCCUCAGUCUUACCCUGGCGUACAGCCUCGCUUUUCUCAAGCUUCUCGUUCUGUGGUGGAAUCGUCGGAUAUUCUAUUAUAUUGUGAAGGCAAUAGAUCAAGACUUGAGUGAGUGCGUUAGUAAUGACUCGUAUAGCUCCACGAUGACGAGCAUGGCAGAUAUGUCGCACCGUUUUGCUAAUAUAAUGUUCGGUCUCUAUGCCUUUUCUUCUUUCUUUCUGUCGAUUGGCGAGCAUUUGCUUCAGUCCAUGGACGACGUCGAUCAAUCCGGCAACAGUUCCCGAGAACUUCCCAUAAAAAUGGAAUUCCCUUUCGACGUUAGCAAAUCACCGAUUUUCGAGUGUUUCUUAAUUGGGCAAUUCCUUUACGAUAUGGUGAUAGCUUUUGUGGUCGGCUUGAUAAAUGCGUUACUUGUUGCGUUGGUACUUCACGUAAGCGGUCAGAUAGAUAUUAUGCAGCAAGACUUAGUCGAAAUUUCUAAUGGAAAAUAUGAUCGCAGCACAUUCCUACUUGUUAUCAAAGGUCUUAUUUGCAAGCAUCAGAGGAUUAUCAAUUUAUCGGAAAAUAUCGAGAAUUUGUAUAGUUACAUUGCGCUGAUGCAAGUUCUGUGGAAUACGUUAGUUAUGUGUUGCACUGGUUUUGUGAUUAUAAUUAUCAUUAGCUCCGGCGAAGAUACAGCAAAUUUGAUCAAGUCCGUGAGCUAUUACAUUGCAAUAGUUUUGGAGGUUUUUAUAUAUUGUUUUGCAGGAGAAUUUUUAAGUGCCAAGAGUAAGUCGAUUAGCAACGCAAUAUAUGAGUCACUUUGGUAUAAUUUGCCGCCAAGCGACAGUCGCGUUAUAUUAUUUAUGAUAUUAAGAUGUCAAAAGCGAUUGACGAUCACUGCAGGAAGAGUCAUUGAUUUGACUUUAGAAGGAUUUACAAGUGUAAGGCGUUAUGUCAUUAAACAAUCUAAUACACUACGCCACAUUAAUCGAGGAUAAUUCUUUUUUAGAUAAUGAAAGCUUCUGUUUCUUAUAUAUCAGUGUUAAAUGCAAUGUACUAAAAUCAGAAGAAAUGUUAGACUAUUAGAAUUUCUCAGUCCCCAAAUAGUUUCAUCAAUAGCUUGUCGUUAUUAUUGUUGACUGAAUGAUAGUAACGUCAUUUUAGUAGAAGUUAUUUUUAAUUCAUUCAAUAACUAUACUUUAUUGAUGAUAAUUUUUCCAUGUCAAGUAGACUUUUUGU
Temnothorax curvispinosus is the source of this 2024-nucleotide messenger RNA. Its product is annotated as odorant receptor 82a-like. Gene Ontology annotation, biological process: detection of chemical stimulus involved in sensory perception of smell; sensory perception of smell. The transcript has 5 exons. Gene Ontology annotation, cellular component: plasma membrane. The coding region runs from base 614 to 1783 and encodes 389 amino acids. The record is from RefSeq and is a predicted model, not a curated record. Lineage: Eukaryota; Metazoa; Arthropoda; Insecta; Hymenoptera; Formicidae. Gene Ontology annotation, molecular function: olfactory receptor activity; odorant binding.